This is a messenger RNA of Cylicostephanus goldi, 645 nucleotides long. The record is from the annotation of a GenBank genome assembly. Lineage: Eukaryota; Metazoa; Nematoda; Chromadorea; Rhabditida; Strongylidae.
UUGAAGGUUUUUACUCCACAUCUACGAAGUAUCGUUGAGCUCACCAUAGGCGCAAUACAAGAUAGCUUCUAUAAGGUGUCGGCGGAAGGAUUGGGAGUGGCUUCACAGCUAGUUCCUGUAAUUCGCGAUUGUAACGCUGGUAAAUUGGUCCCGAAAUUGUAUGAAGCGAUCUUUGAAAAACUGAAAAUCAACGACAUCGAUCAAGAGGUGAAGGAGCGUGCUAUCUAUGCUGCCGGUCUAUAUGUUGCCAAUUUUGCCAACGAUAUGUCGUCGAUGGUUCCAACUACUUUGGAAUUGAUGGUCGAGCGCCUUCGCAAUGAAAUGACUCGUCUUUAUGCAGUUCGUGCGCUGAUAAUGAUAGUUGAGAGUCGCAGUACUCAUGUUAACUUGUCGGAGGUAGCACCUGUCCUUCUCCCCAUCAUGACUGAUUUUCUGAGAAAGAAUUCCCGUGCAUUGAGGAUCGGAACGCUACAUCUUUUGGAGGCAUUGCUUAUGAGGGAUGACUUGCCUUCAUUGGACUCAGAUGAUCUGUCACAGGCCAUAGCCGAACUACCUGCUUUGAUCAAGGAGUCUGAUUUGCAAAUCGCUCAACUUUCGCUGAAAUGCAUAACAGGCAAGUUUCCCAUCCAUGCUAGUAACCCUUGA